AUGCAGACCCGAGAGCUCCUCGCCUGGGCGAUGCUCGCCGUCGCGGGCGUCGUGCGGGCCGAGGCCGACGUGCCCCCUCCGGCGGAAUCCUCUGAAGCCGUGGCCUCGGACGGCGUGGCCUCGGACGGCGAAGCCUCUGAGCCGGCGGCGCCCAUUUCCAUCAUCCCCGACGACUAUACCUGCGUCCACCCGCCGUACCGGGCUCACAUCUUUAGCCAGUCGCCGCUCAUCGUCUACCUCGAAAAUUUCAUCACGCCGGAUGAACGCGUCCACCUGCAAGCAAUAGCGUACGUCGCCUUCUCCCGCCUCUCCUGCCCCCCCCCCCCCCCUCGUGGCCUCGACUCGAGCUUCCAGCUGACGUCGGCUCGCAGCCACGGCAAGUUUCAGAGCUCCGUCGUCCUCAACCCCGAAGGUCGCGCCGUCUCCAACUCGGUCCGCUCCUCGCAGUCGACGACGGUCAAGGCCGACGCCGUCGUGCGCUGCGUCGAGGCUCGGGCCUUGGACUUUCAGGGCUUCGACAUCCCCGCCGUCCAUGUCGAGGGCAUCCAGCUCGUCAAGUACGCGCCGACGCAGCAGUACCUCCACCACACCGACUGGCUCAAGGACCCGCACAAGUCCAUCAAGGAGGGCGGCAACCGCAUCAGCUCCUUCUUCGGCUCCGUCAAGGCUGUCAACGUCACGGGCGGCGGCACCAACUUUCCGCUGCAGACUGCCCCGACCGACAGCCGCUGGUGCCGCUUCGUCGACUGCGACCAGCCCUACGACGCCGGCGUGACGUUUCGCCCCAUCGAGGGCAACGUGGUCUACUGGAACAACCUCCACGAGGACGGCCGAGGCGACGACCGAACGCUGCACGCCGGCUUGCCCGUCGUGUCGGGGGAAAAGAUUGGCAUCAACAUAUGGACUCGGCAGGCGGCGGUGCCGGACUGGUGGAGGAACUGA
Molecule: messenger RNA, 942 nt
Organism: Drechmeria coniospora
Lineage: Eukaryota; Fungi; Ascomycota; Sordariomycetes; Hypocreales; Ophiocordycipitaceae
Product: 2OG-Fe oxygenase superfamily protein
Exons: 1
Coding region: 1-942 (313 amino acids)
Biological process (GO): peptidyl-proline hydroxylation to 4-hydroxy-L-proline
Cellular component (GO): endoplasmic reticulum
Molecular function (GO): iron ion binding; procollagen-proline 4-dioxygenase activity; L-ascorbic acid binding
Source: RefSeq, a predicted model, not a curated record